Bradysia coprophila is the source of this 1636-nucleotide messenger RNA. RefSeq lists its product as uncharacterized. NCBI's taxonomy places the organism in Eukaryota, Metazoa, Arthropoda, Insecta, Diptera, Sciaridae. The record is from RefSeq and is a predicted model, not a curated record.
AUGUCCGAUUCAAGACAAUUGACGGUUACGAUUUGUGGAAUUAACGAAGACGCUGAAGAAUACGUUCUGAAUCACGUUCGCACGGUCAAAAGGUUGAUGUUGCCUUCGCAGUCAAUAACGAAGAAAUGGCUCGCGCAGUAUUCUCAUUUCGACGACAUUCCAAUAUCAACGUACGAAAAUGUGACUCCUCAAAUGAUCAUCGGCCUGGAAUACUCGAAGCCGACAACAAGAGCCUACAUCAAUUGGUCGGAUUUCUUUUCAAUCGAAAAUCUCGGCGUAAAAAUCCCGGAAAAAGUUCUGGAAUCGAAAGACGUUGCUCGAGCUAAUCACAUACUGGAAACGACAAUAAAGAAGAAUGGCAAUCAUUAUGAAGUUGGUUUGCUGUGGAAGACGGACGACAUCGAACUACCGAACAGUUAUUUCAUGGCAAAACGUCGUUUGGAAUGUGUUGAAUCCAAAAUGAAAAAGGAUCCGGUUUUGGCCCAAAGGAUGAGAGCAUAUAUACAAGACUUCAUCGAAAAAGGCUACAUUAGGAAGCUGACCGAAAAAGAACGUAAUUUGAAAGGACCACGAACUUGGUAUCUACCGAUAUUUCCAGUGUUCAACCCGAAAAAACCAGAGAAAUUACGAGUUGUGUGGGACGGUGCGGCCAAAGUGGAUGGUGUAUCACUUAAUUCAGUUCUACUUACCGGUCCUGAUUUGUUAGAACCACUACCGGAUGUACUUCGUCGCUUCCGAGAGAAGAAAAUCGCUUACAUUGGUGAUUUAAAGGAAAUGUUCCACCAAAUUGAAGUCGCCGAACCGGAUCAAGAUUCCCAACGAUUUCUGUGGCAUGACGAUCCCGAAAACUUGGAACAAGAUCCAGACGAAUACAUUUUAACGGUCGAUUCAUUUGGUUUGCGAUGUUCACCAUCAACUGCUCAGUUUGUGAAGAAUCGUAAUGCAGAAAAUUUCAAAGACAAAUAUCCAGAUGCCACUAAAGCGAUCGUCAAAGGACAUUACGUGGACGAUAUGUUGGAAAAUUCUCAUACAAUUGCUGAAGCUGCAAAGUUGUUGCAAGACGUUCAAUUCCUUGUUAAUGCGAAUACUGAAUGCGGGAACAAGUCAUUGGAAAAGGAUCCGAAAGAAAUCGAAAGAGUUCUGGGAAUGUAUUGGAACACAAAGAAUGACACGUUUACGUACUCUCUGAAAUUAUACUUCAAGAAUUGGCGUACUCGACUUGGAUGGGACGAUGAAAUACCGACAUCAAUGAAGGAAAAGUGGAUCGAAUGGUUACAACAAUUACCAAUGGUUGAAGAAGUUCACGUUCCACGUCUAUUCGAAUCGAAUGUCACCGCAUCCAGCGAAAUCAAUUCAACUUCAUAUGUUCGUAGACGCUGGCAUGGAAGCUUAUGCAGCUGUAGCGUAUUUCGUGUGGAAGACGAUUACGGUAUCGACACUUGUAUUGUUGGAGCAAAAUCCAGAGUGGCUCCAAUCAAGCCAAUGUCUGUUCCAAGAUUGGAAUUGCAAGAGCUCACUCUUGCCGAAUCGCUUAUAUAUCGACAAGUUCAGUACGACAGUUUCCAAGAUGAAUUGGUGAUCAUACGACACAACGCAACAGCACCAAUCGACAAACAGAAGGAAUUCGAGAAAAGCA